This is a messenger RNA of Procambarus clarkii (red swamp crayfish), 2127 nucleotides long. Its product is annotated as glutamate receptor ionotropic, delta-1-like. NCBI's taxonomy places the organism in Eukaryota, Metazoa, Arthropoda, Malacostraca, Decapoda, Cambaridae. Gene Ontology annotation, cellular component: membrane. The record is from RefSeq and is a predicted model, not a curated record. Gene Ontology annotation, molecular function: ligand-gated monoatomic ion channel activity.
AUGACUGGAGUAAUCACUGGCAUUCAGGUUCUUCCAUACGACGAGAGGUUUACGGAGCUGCGUCUGCAUUCUCAGGAGCAACAGAGAACGAUAGAAAACAUGCUUAAGGUUUUCAGACACAUCGCUACGAACCAGAAGUCAAUCAUUAUCAUGGACGUAGAGUCACUCUUUUUCACUGAUCUUCACCCCAAAUCUAACUACUUAGAAAACAAGUCAAAUUCAAAACCAAUCUAUCCAUCAUAUUGGAAGCAGACAUCUCAAAGCCAAGCAAAUGAAAAUCAUCCACAUCGAUCCCUAGAACCACAGGACCACCUCGACCGAGACACCCUCCUGCAGGGACUGUGGGGAGACUCAAGAACCACAUGCCGAGGCCUUAUUCUCGACCUCACCUCCAGCAGCAACACCACUCACCUCGCUCUCAGGUUGGUGGAGAUGUCUGGACUGUGGCGGCUGCCGAAGACGGUGGUGAUAGCCAUAGGUGGGAGGGCGGGGGUGAGGGCCGUGCUCCUCCACCACAGUCUCCGCAACACUGUCCACGCCCUCUACCUCGCCCUCCACCACGACCUCUACCUCGCCCUCCACAACGACCUCCACCUCGCCCUCCUCCACGACUCUCAACUCAAAACUGAUUCACGCCUCAGGAAGCUCCUCGCCCAGGAAGCUUCGGGUGGCGUGAGGGUGUACAGGCGGUGUCUGUACUGCAACAACGGGGAAGCUGACGCCCAACUCGUCCACAACAUGAACAUCAACUCACCCGACCUUCCCUGGGACGACCUCUUCCACGAAAGCUUACAAGAUCUCAUGGGCAACAAGAUGAGAAUAGCCACACCAACACAAUACUUCCCAUACGUGGACUACCAGCGGGUGAACGAGGCCCCGGGCACAACCGUCCUGUUGAGAGACUCCAUUGAUGCCCGGCUCAUCCACACUUUCGCUGCCACGCUCAACUUCACUUUCGAAAUCCAUGAGGAACCAAAUCGCACCUGGGGAGUGGAGAUGACUGUGGGCAACUUCAGCGGGAUGAUUGGUCUGCUCCAGCGGGAACAAAUAGACUUCUGCACAGUUACUGGACCACUGGCGAACCGCCUGAGGGUCGUUGAGUAUCUCAAGUGCUAUCCUUCUGACCCGUUUACGGUCACCUCUCUCAAGCCCACGCUCCUGCCUAAAUAUCUCGCUCUUGUACGUCCAUUUGAAGGAGAGCUGUGGGUGGCGCUGCUGGUGAGCGUGGUUAUGUGGGGCGUGACCCUUUGGCUGCUGCAGAGGGCGUGGCAGUGGGUGGCUGGAGGGCGUCGAGUAGGACUCAUCCCCUCCCUCUUGUAUGGUUAUGGUGCUCUCAUGCAGAACCUGCCCUCUGACCCCUCCAUCAGCGUCUCUGGCAGGAUGUUGGUGGGAUGGUGGCUUGUGUUCUGCUUGAUCAUCACUACAGGGUUUUCUUCGUCCUUGAUGGCGCACCUCACUGUGAAGGAAAGAUCGCGGCCACUUGAGACUUUAGAGGACCUUGUGAAUCAGCCUCACUGGAAGUGGGGAACCGAUCCCUGGAUGCUAACAGAAGCAGCCGUUGAUUAUUUUAGCAAGCAUCCUAAUCCUGUAACCAGGCAUAUAUUUCAUAAAAUGGAGGUGAUGCAGGUGGACGACGCUCUGAGAAAAGUGCUGGCAGGAGGAUUCUCCUUCAUCAGCUACAAGAACUACGUUACCGUCAUCAUUGAGACUCGCUACUCGGACGCGAGAGGCAACACUCCCCUCUACAUCAGCAACAAGGCCUUUCCGAUCUUAGCUGCCUUUGGGUGGGGCAUCAGAAAGGGCGCACCAUUUCUUCAACGCUUCACACAACUAAUGACUCGACUGGAAGCUGCUGGCAUAAUUACCUACUGGACUGGGGACUUAAUGGCCAGACGGGUGCGGGAGGAGAGGAAGGCGCCAACCCUCCUCACUACAACCAUCCUGGGUAACACAAACCAGGAUGAAGGGGAGGAAGUGGUGCUGAGCCUCAACCAUCUGCAGGGAGCCUUCUACAUGUUGCUGGUGGGCUCCUGCGUCGCCUUCCUCACCCUGCUGGGGGAGAACCUCGCCCACUGCUGCUCCUCGCCUCAGUAACACCUUCCUCACCCUGCUGGGGGAGAACCUCGC